Molecule: messenger RNA, 1771 nt
Organism: Suillus clintonianus
Lineage: Eukaryota; Fungi; Basidiomycota; Agaricomycetes; Boletales; Suillaceae
Product: aldehyde dehydrogenase domain-containing protein
Exons: 10
Coding region: 1-1503 (500 amino acids)
Molecular function (GO): aldehyde dehydrogenase (NAD+) activity
Source: RefSeq, a predicted model, not a curated record
AUGCCUUCCACGUUCACUCACGAGUUCAAUACGCCCGCUUUCAAAGGAAAAGUUUCCUUCAACACUGGUCUCUUCAUUAACGGCCAGUUCGUGGAUGGAUCAGACGGCGCUAUUAUUGACGUCAUCAACCCGACAAAUGGAAAGGUGGUAACAUCAGUAUCCGAGGGUACGCCCAAGGAUGUAGACGUCGCCGUUGACGCUGCGCACAAAGCCUUCGACACCGUCUGGGGUCUCCAUGCACCCGGCACUCAGCGUAGCAUUUUGAUGUCGAAGCUUGUUGCCCUCAUGGAGAAGAAUGCUGAUGAGCUUGCCGCUCUGGAGGCAUUGGACAAUGGCAAGACUUUCAGUUGGGCAAAGAACGUUGAUGUUGCUGGUUCCAUCGAUUGUAUUCGCUACUAUGCUGGUUGGGCUGACAAGGUUACUGGUCAAGUACAAGAGACCACAGAGAACAAGCUCACCUACACUCGCCACGAACCUAUCGGUGUUGUCGGCCAAAUCAUCCCAUGGAACUUCCCAUUGCUCAUGAUGGCCUGGAAACUUGGCCCUGCUCUUGCAUGCGGUAACACAAUCGUUCUAAAACCCUCAGAAUUCACACCCCUGACUGCCAUCCGAAUGUGCCACCUUAUCAACGAGGCUGGCUUCCCGCCUGGUGUCGUCAACGUUAUCACCGGUUACGGACACACUGUCGGUAAUGCCAUCUCUUCGCAUAUGAAGGUAGAGAAGGUCGCCUUCACUGGCUCAACCCUUGUCGGUCGUAAGAUCAUGGAGGCUGCUGCGAAGAGCAACCUCAAGAACGUUACCCUCGAGCUCGGCGGAAAGAGUCCAAACAUCAUCUACGAUGAUGCUGACCUCGAACAGGCUGUUAACUGGUCGGCAUUCGGUAUUUUCUGGAACCACGGUCAGACGUGUUGUGCAGGUUCACGUAUCUACGUGCAAGAAGGGAUCUACGACGAAUUCCUUAAACGCUUCACGGAGAAAACUCGGUCGCUCAAGGUCGGCGACCCAUUUGCCCCUGACACGUUCCAGGGUCCUCAGGUCUCAGAGGUUCAAUUCAACCGUAUCAUGUCUUACAUUGAGUCCGGAAAGGAGGCUGGUGCCAAGGUUGAGAUCGGUGGCGAGCGCCAUGGAACUGAGGGUUACUUCAUCAAGCCCACCAUCUUCACCAAUGUCAACCCAUCGAUGAAGAUCGUCCAGGAGGAGAUUUUCGGUCCCGUUGGUGUUGUCAUCAAGUUCAAGGAUGAGGACGAUGUGAUCAAGCAGGCAAAUGACACCGUCUACGGUCUUGCCUCUGCUGUCUUCACCCAGAACCUGAACCGUGCUAUCAACACUGCGCACAGACUCAAGGCUGGAACUGCAUGGAUUAACUGCGUUAACUCGUUGCACUCCAAUGUACCAUUCGGCGGUUUCAAGCAGAGCGGUAUCGGUCGUGAGCUUGGCGAGUAUGCCCUCUCUAAUUACACUGCGGUGAAGGCUGUCCACAUCAACCUCGGCCACAAGAUGUGAACUGGUGGGAACGACAUACGAAACAGGGUGCAGGUUUGAGCGCGAUGCACGUGUAUUAUCUUCUCUCAUUGCAUUUACUACUAUGUAACGAUAUAUGAUGCUUUCAAAUUGCAAAUUCUCAUUAGCGGAAGUGAUCAGGAAAGACUCAUAGAGAACAAAAUAUAAGGAAGAAUGCGCACUCGAAUAACUAGAGCUUGGGCCUUAAUGGCAAGAAUGUCGGGGAUCCCUUUAAUUUGGCCAUUCCCGCUUUGACUGCCUGCUCUAAAUC